ACAGGACUAUCUCUCCAGACCUGCACGGUAUCUCAACUCCAGGACUAUCUCUCCAGACCUGCACAGUAUCUCAACUCCAGGACUCUUCUCAGCUCUCUGUUUCCAGAGUUAAACACACCAAAUAAACAACUCCAACAUGAACGGCCACUGCAACGUAAAGGUCAACGACACCGUGGAGGAGUUCCACUGUAACAACAGCGACCUCCUCAUCGACAGCAAGAAGUCCGUCGUGCACCGCAAGCACGAGACGUCCCGCAAAAAGGACGAGGACCAGUCCCGCUUACCUGCGCUCGAGGCCGCCUACACGAGCAUCCUCCGGGAGCUGGGGGAGGACACGGACCGGCAGGGGCUGCUGCGCACGCCGCUGCGCGCCGCCAAGGCUAUGCAGUUCCUCACCAAGGGCUACCACGAGACCAUCGAAGAUAUCUUAAACAACGCCAUAUUUGACGAAGACCAUGAUGAGAUGGUGAUUGUGAAGAACAUAGACGUGUUUUCACUGUGCGAACAUCACCUGGUGCCAUUUUUUGGCAAGGUUCACAUCGGGUACAUUCCCAACAAAAGAGUGGUGGGACUGAGCAAGCUGGCAAGGAUUGUAGAGAUCUUCAGUCGUAGGCUUCAAGUUCAAGAGCGUCUUACCAAGCAGAUUGCUGUGGGAAUAUCAGAGGCUCUGCAGCCAAAAGGUGUAGCUGUGGUUAUUGAAGCAUCGCACAUGUGUAUGGUCAUGCGUGGUGUGCAGAAGAUGAACAGCCGCACAGUGACGAGCACCAUGUUGGGGGUUUACCUGGACGACCCCAAAACCCGGGAAGAGUUCCUGACUCUUUCACGCAGCCCCUAACAGACGUCAUUCACUCCCGGGCCUUUGUAACACACGGAAAGCUCUAGAGUAUCUUUGGAUUCUAAUCUGACUUGUUUAUUUGUAUUUACAAACCACUAGCAGGAAACAAGCUGCGGUUUGAUGCAGGGUCUCUGGAGCUCGCCUCUAUACACUGACGCCUGAUAGAUUUCAGUCCUGCUGCAGAAAUCCAUCACUGUGAACAUAAUAGGAAAUGUAAGACUCACAUUCUUGGUGCCUUUGGUAGAUAUUUUACAGUCUUACAUGGCAAUAUUGUUAUAAAGUAUGAAACCUAAUGUGUUAAAAUGUCAGAAAUUAAGAUGUUAUCUGUUUUUAAUUUGAAAUAUCAUUGGCGCUUUAGCUGUUACUCUUACACCCUUUCUUGCUUUAUUAUCAUAUUUAGAAUUUGUUGAUUUUAAACAUCAAAUGAUUUAUGUGUCAUUUAUUGAUACAUUCAUAAAGUCUUUGUAAUAUAUAACAUUUAUAAAGAUACUAAUUAUUUUAUCUGCUGUCCAAAGUAUAGAAGAAAUUAUGCACUGAAAAAAAAAGAUGACCAAUGAUGCAUGUAUUUGGAAGAUUCAUUGCUUUA
Messenger RNA from Trematomus bernacchii (emerald rockcod), 1421 nucleotides. It is a transcript of the gene gch2, whose product is annotated as GTP cyclohydrolase 2. The coding region runs from base 137 to 835 and encodes 232 amino acids. Gene Ontology annotation, molecular function: zinc ion binding; GTP cyclohydrolase I activity; GTP binding. The record is from RefSeq and is a predicted model, not a curated record. Gene Ontology annotation, biological process: tetrahydrofolate biosynthetic process; tetrahydrobiopterin biosynthetic process. Lineage: Eukaryota; Metazoa; Chordata; Actinopteri; Perciformes; Nototheniidae. Gene Ontology annotation, cellular component: cytoplasm. The transcript is spliced from 6 exons.